AUGAGUGAUAACAGUCACACAGAGGUCUUGGUUGCAGGCGCAAUAGCAGCUUUCACCAUUGACCUCCUCGUCUAUCCACUCGAUACGCUCAAAACCCGCUACCAAAGCCAGGACUACCUAGACACAUAUAAAAAGUCGGGCUCUUCCUCGGCAGCUAUCAAAAAUGUACCAAAAGGUACAUUCAGAGGUCUGUAUCAGGGCGUGGGCAGUGUCAUCAUAGCAACUUUGCCUGCAGCCGGCAUAUUCUUCACCACCUACGAAUCGGCAAAAACAGGCUUCUCAAAGGCGCUCCCCGAGGGUGCCCCGAGCCCGCUCGUCCAUGCACUUGCGUCUGGCAGCGCCGAGCUGGCCUCAUGCGCAGUUCUCACGCCUGCCGAAGUGAUUAAGCAGAACGCUCAAAUGAUACGCAGCGAUUCUGGAACCAGUGGUGGUAGCAGUACUAGUAGCAGCAGCAGUAGCAGCAAAAGCACGUCCCUCCAGGCGUUUCGAAUGCUACAGAGCUCCGAGGGCGGGGCUUGGCGCCGCCUGUGGACGGGCUACACUGCCCUGGCGGCUCGGAACCUUCCGUUCACGGCGAUGCAGUUCCCCAUGUUUGAGUACGUCAGGGGGGCGAUCUGGCGGCAGCGGGACGAUAGGCGCAGGUCGCGCAAGGAGGCCGGCGGCAUUGAGGAGGGCCAGGGCCUGCUGGAGACUGGGCUCGUCAACGGCUCUAGCGCGGCGCUGAGCGGGUCGGUUGCGGCAGUCUUGACGACGCCGACUGACGUUGUCAAGACGCGCAUGAUGCUGAUGACUGGGGACCAGAAAUCUAGUGGCAGCGGUAACAUCAGCAGUAGCAGCAGCAGUAGCAGCAGCAGUAACAACAGCGGUGGGCUCCGGAUAGCCAAGGACGUCUACCGGGAGCUUGGAGUACGUGGGCUGUUUCGCGGCGGUUUAUUCCGAGCCGGGUGGACGGCACUUGGUAGCGGGUUGUACUUGGGAACGUACGAGGUUGCAAAGGUCUGGCUAAAAGGCGGCAAAGGUGCAGACAAGGAUGAGGGCGGUAUAUAA
Molecule: messenger RNA, 1047 nt
Organism: Pyricularia grisea
Lineage: Eukaryota; Fungi; Ascomycota; Sordariomycetes; Magnaporthales; Pyriculariaceae
Exons: 3
Coding region: 1-1047 (348 amino acids)
Cellular component (GO): mitochondrial inner membrane
Molecular function (GO): S-adenosyl-L-methionine transmembrane transporter activity
Source: RefSeq, a predicted model, not a curated record